CAUGGGGAUUUGCUGCCAUCACUGUGUCCCUGUGAGUUGUGCAUGCUCGUGGUGAACCCACUGAAGAUAUGGACUUGGACCAGCUGGACCUAAAUCCCAGAAUUACUGCUGCAAUUAAAAAGGGUAGACUGAGGUCAGUGAAGGAAGUGCUGUGCUACUCGGGACCAGACUUGCAGAGGCUCACCAGGCUGCCUGGCCACGAAGUACAGUGCCUGCUGAGAGCAGCCUCUCUGCACCUUCGGGGAAGCCGCGUCCUCACAGCGCUACACCUGUUCCAGCAGAGGGCGAGCUUCCCCGAGCAGCAUCAACGCCUGAGCCUGGGCUGCCCUGUCCUGGAUCAGUUCUUGGGAGGUGGCUUGCCUCUGGAGGGCAUCACUGGCCUAGCUGGCCGCAGCUCAGCAGGAAAGACCCAGCUGGCCCUACAGCUCUGUCUGACUGUGCAGUUCCCACGACAAUAUGGAGGCCUGGAGGCUGGGGCCGUCUACGUCUGCACAGAGGAUGUCUUCCCCAGCAAGCGGCUAUGGCAGCUCAUUGAACAGCAACCGCGGCUCCGGACAGACGUGCCUGGGGAGGUGAUCCAGAAGAUCAGGUUCAGCAACCACAUCUUCGUUGAGCAUGUAGCUGACGUGGACACUUUGCUGGAGUGUGUGAGUAAGAAGGUCCCUAUUCUGCUAUCAAGGGGCAUGGCCCGCCUGGUGGUGGUAGACUCUAUUGCAGCCCCGUUUCGUUGUGAGUUCGAUAUUCAAAACUCGGCUGUGAGGGCCAAACACUUGCAAUCACUGGGGACAGCACUGCGAAGACUGAGCAGCACCUUCCGGAGCCCAGUGCUGUGUAUCAACCAGGUGACAGAAAUGGUGGGGGACCAAGAGUCUGUGCCCAAGCCACUGGGGGCCUGGCACGAGCACCUCUCUCCAGCCCUUGGCAUCACCUGGGCCAACCAGCUCUUGAUGCGACUGAUGGUUGACCGGGUUCAUGACGAUGAUGCCAUCAUGGACAUGCCCAGAAGCCCAGCCCGGAUGCUACGGGUGCUCUUUGCCCCACACCUGCCCCUCUCCUCCUGUUGCUACACAGUCAGUGAGGAGGGCGUUAGAGGGGUGCCAGGAACCGAGUCCUGCCACCAGUAGCACAGUGCGUUAGACUAACCAGCCCCAAGAAGCCCUGGCUCUGAUGAGCCUUCCCACAGCAAGUCAUGCGCCUGGUGAGCAGACACCGUGACAGGAUCUGCCCCUCCUCUCUGAGCUCUGCCUACUGC
Molecule: messenger RNA, 1252 nt
Organism: Acomys russatus (golden spiny mouse)
Lineage: Eukaryota; Metazoa; Chordata; Mammalia; Rodentia; Muridae
Gene: Xrcc3
Product: X-ray repair cross complementing 3
Exons: 7
Coding region: 69-1124 (351 amino acids)
Biological process (GO): double-strand break repair via synthesis-dependent strand annealing; resolution of mitotic recombination intermediates; t-circle formation
Cellular component (GO): Rad51C-XRCC3 complex; replication fork
Molecular function (GO): four-way junction DNA binding; ATP binding; ATP-dependent DNA damage sensor activity
Source: RefSeq, a predicted model, not a curated record